AUGAGGCACGGUGUCAGAGUGAAUAGGAUAUGUUUUAUUUCUUUGAUAAUAUUGGUUGUUUGGAAAAAUUUUUUUAAUGUUGUCUGUUGUUUUCUCCCAGUUCCAUUCUCCCAGACUCCAACAGCUAGAAAAACCUCAGCUGAUAAUAGUGGAGUGAUUAUUGUGGUGAUCAUUGUCAGCAUCCUGUUGCUGGCCAUCCUGGGCAGUGUCUUUUACUUCCUGUAUAAAAAGGGCAAGUUACUCUGUGGACGCUCAGGCAAGCAAGAAAUCAUGAAUGCCUACAGCACCAAGGAGAAGACUAACAAAGAGGACAUCGUCGUAGAGAUGAAGGCAAAAAAGACGGAGGAGUCCGUGCUGUUGAAGGGCGUCAAUGGGGAAAAGAAAACUCCCAAUGACCAGAGCAGUGCCCUAAGCUCAUAAGUGAAGACUUGUGGGCGACUAAAGAUGGCAUCUGUACCUCCCUCCUGACCCAACAAUCAAGUCUUAAGAGCUGGAGGACC
Molecule: messenger RNA, 500 nt
Organism: Sinocyclocheilus grahami
Lineage: Eukaryota; Metazoa; Chordata; Actinopteri; Cypriniformes; Cyprinidae
Product: cell surface glycoprotein MUC18-like
Exons: 4
Coding region: 1-420 (139 amino acids)
Source: RefSeq, a predicted model, not a curated record